AUGCCUGAUUCCUAUGUGAACUAUAUGCCCGAGUCCUGGUUCGAUCAUAGCCCAGCUAUUAUUCAGUUGGAUAGUUCUGGCCAUACUCAGAGAGGGACUUUUAAAUAUCUGUAUAUGUGGUCCAUGCACUCAGAUUUCUUGUCUAUUGUCCAGCAUGCUUGGGAUACUGAUAUACAUGGUAUUCAUAUGUACAGAGUGGUGAAGAAACUCAAACUUCUGAAAGUUGAGUUGAAAAAGCUGCAUAGAAAAUAUUGUACUGAAAUUGAGCUUAAGUAUUUUAAGCUCAAGCAUGAGAUUGAGAAUAUUCAGCUUGUUUUGCAGAAUGAUCAGUCAAAUAGAGCCAAGAUUAAUUGGCUUAAAGUUGGGGAUAAUAACACUAGAUUUUUUCACAACUAUAUGAAGCAGAGACAGUAUAAGUCAAGGGUGAUUGCUAUAAAUGAAAGAGAUGGGAAUUGGUGUGAUAAUCCUGAGAAGACAGCUGAUGCUUUUGUUGGGUAUUAUAAGGUUCUGCUUGGGACUAAUGAUGGUGAUAGGACAGGAUGUGAAUUGAAGAGUGCUUUAUUCUCUAUCCCUGGGGAUAAAGCUCCUGGUCCGGAUGGCUAUAACAGUAAUUUCUUCAAGCAUGCUUGGAGUGUUAUUGGUGAGGAGGUGACUGAUGCUAGUUUACAGUUUAUGGAGAAUGGCAAGAUGUUGAAAGAGAUCAAUUGCACCACUUUGACCCUGAUUCCUAAAGUUGAAAAUCCUACUUCUGUGACAGAGUUCAGACCUAUAGCAUGUUGUAAUGUGCUGUAUAAGUGCAUUACAAAGAUGAUUUGUAAUAGAUUGAAGAUUGAUAUAGUGGCUAGAUAUAGCAGAAAGAACUCUCUUCCUGGGUGUUUGCUCAAGGUUGACAUUCGAAAGGCAUAUGAUUCUAUGAAAUGGGAGCUUCUGGAAGAAAUGUUAAAGGCUUUGAAGUUCCCUGAGAAGUUCAUUAUGCUUGUUAUGAGUUGUGUAACUUCAGCCUCCUUUUCUUUGGUCAUAAAUGGGAAAUACUUAUCUAGGAUUUUGGGUCAAGUUGGGAUGCAUAGGAGGUUUAAGUUCCACCCUAGAUGCAAAACAUUGAGGCUGAAUCACUUGGUUUUUGCAGAUGAUAUGAUUAUUUUUAGUAGAUACUUGGGAAUCAAUGUGAGUGCUAAGAAGUUGGCUAAGGAUGAUUGUCAAUUCCUUAUUUACAAGAUUACAAGCAGGGUCAGAACUUGGGGUUGUAGGACCUUGUCUUAUGCUGGUAGAGCUCGGCUUGUGAACUCAGUGCUGAUGUUUAUGCACAUUUAUUGGGCUACUAUCUUCUUGUUUCCUAAGAGUGUGAUUGAUGGGGUGGCUGCUAUAUAUAGAAAUUACCUAUGGACUAGGAAAGCUGUUUAUACAAAGUCCCCUCCUAUUGCCUGGGAUAUUGUCUGUAGGAGUAAAAAGCAGGGAGGGUUAGGGAUUCAAAACUAUAAGAUCUGGAACAUUGCUGCACUUGGGAAGCAGAUAUGGAAUAUUGCUCAGAAACAGGAUAACUUAUGGCUUAAAUGGGUUAAUGAAAAGGGAAGAGUUGGAAGAGGUUCAAGUGUCCUAAUAGUGCUAGCUGGAACUGGAGACAAAUCUGGUGGGUGA
Chenopodium quinoa (quinoa) is the source of this 1635-nucleotide messenger RNA. RefSeq lists its product as uncharacterized. The coding region runs from base 1 to 1635 and encodes 544 amino acids. The record is from RefSeq and is a predicted model, not a curated record. The transcript is spliced from 6 exons. Lineage: Eukaryota; Viridiplantae; Streptophyta; Magnoliopsida; Caryophyllales; Amaranthaceae.